This is a messenger RNA of Fukomys damarensis (Damara mole-rat), 2624 nucleotides long. It is a transcript of the gene Glud1, whose product is annotated as glutamate dehydrogenase 1. Gene Ontology annotation, molecular function: L-glutamate dehydrogenase (NAD+) activity. Bases 290 to 1465 code for a protein of 391 amino acids. Gene Ontology annotation, biological process: L-glutamate catabolic process. Gene Ontology annotation, cellular component: mitochondrion. The transcript is spliced from 13 exons. Lineage: Eukaryota; Metazoa; Chordata; Mammalia; Rodentia; Bathyergidae. The record is from RefSeq and is a predicted model, not a curated record.
GGGCUUCUUCGACCGCGGCGCCAACAUCGUGGAGGACAAGCUGGUAGAGGACCUGCGCACCCGCGAGAGUGAGGAGCAGAAGCUCAACCGAGUGCGCGGCAUCCUGCGCAUCAUCAAGCCCUGCAACCACGUGCUGAGUGUCUCCUUCCCUAUCCGGCGCGACGACGGCUCCUGGGAAGUCAUCGAGGGCUACCGCGCCCAGCACAGCCAGCACCGCACACCCUGCAAGGGAGGCAUCCGGUACAGCACCGAUGUGAGUGUGGACGAAGUGAAGGCGCUGGCUUCACUGAUGACGUACAAGUGUGCAGUGGUUGAUGUGCCAUUUGGUGGAGCUAAAGCAGGUGUUAAAAUCAACCCCAAGAACUAUUCAGACAAUGAAUUAGAAAAGAUCACAAGAAGGUUCACCAUGGAGCUAGCAAAGAAGGGUUUUAUUGGUCCUGGCAUUGACGUGCCUGCCCCAGACAUGAGCACAGGCGAGCGGGAGAUGUCCUGGAUCGCGGACACCUAUGCCAGCACCAUAGGGCACUAUGACAUUAAUGCACACGCCUGUGUUACCGGAAAGCCCAUCAGCCAAGGGGGCAUCCAUGGGCGAAUCUCUGCGACCGGCCGUGGGGUUUUCCAUGGGAUUGAGAACUUCAUCAAUGAAGCUUCCUACAUGAGCAUUUUAGGAAUGACACCAGGCUUUGGAGAUAAAACAUUUGCUGUUCAGGGCUUUGGUAAUGUGGGCCUGCACUCUAUGAGAUAUUUACAUCGUUUUGGUGCUAAAUGUAUUGCUGUUGGAGAGUCUGAUGGGAGUAUAUAUAAUCCAGAUGGUAUUGACCCAAAAGAACUGGAAGAUUUCAAGUUGCAGCAUGGAUCGAUUCUGGGCUUCCCUAAGGCAAGGGUAUACGAAGGAAGCAUCUUGGAGGCUGACUGUGACAUCCUGAUCCCUGCUGCCAGUGAGAAGCAGUUGACCAAAACCAAUGCACCCAGAGUCAAAGCCAAGAUCAUCGCUGAAGGUGCCAAUGGACCCACCACUCCGGAAGCUGAUAAGAUUUUCCUGGAAAGGAACAUCAUGGUUAUUCCAGAUCUCUACUUGAAUGCUGGAGGAGUGACCGUGUCUUACUUUGAGUGGCUGAAGAAUCUAAAUCAUGUCAGCUAUGGCCGAUUGACCUUCAAAUACGAAAGGGAUUCUAACUACCACUUGCUGAUGUCUGUUCAAGAAAGCUUAGAAAGAAAAUUUGGGAAGCAUGGCGGGACAAUUCCUAUCGUCCCAACAGCAGAGUUUCAGGACAGGAUAUCGGGGGCAUCAGAGAAAGACAUCGUCCACUCCGGCUUAGCCUACACAAUGGAGCGUUCUGCCCGGCAAAUCAUGCGCACAGCCAUGAAGUAUAACCUGGGCUUGGACCUGAGGACAGCUGCCUACGUCAACGCCAUUGAGAAAGUCUUCAAAGUGUACAAUGAAGCUGGUGUGACCUUCACAUAGAUGCUGGCAGCCAGCUGCCUCAAUACCCCUCCACCUGUACCUUCUGCAGCCCCCUCACAGUUUACACAUAACCGCGGCAAUCUUUCCCAUGACUCAGUAGAUAAUGGACACAUUCUCAACCAGGAAGGCCAAAUCAGCCCCUUAGGAGGCAGGAAGAUAAGGCUAGGGAUCAUGCAAAUCUGUGCCAGGGAGCCACACAGGCGUUUUGCCUAGAACUUCAAAGCCCCUCCUCCCUGGCUGUGUCACCUCACUCUGGGGCUCCCAGUCCAGCCAGUGCUGACCAGGAAGGCGGACGGAGCAGUUGCUCAGUGCUGCAGUUCAGCUCCAGGCAAGUCCACAGGAGCUAUAGCUCUGACACACGUAAGAUGUAGUGUGUGGCAUAUUAGGAAGGUGGCAUGGUCCUCGAGUGAGUUACUGGUAUUUACGUCAACAAAUUAACUCAGUUUUACAAGUUGCAAAGAAUAAAGCUGCUCCUCUUGCGCAUUUUAUUCUUUUAGAAUAAAAUAAGUACAUGCUGCUGUAAUAAAAUUGCCUUUAAUCACUUAACAAGCCUAACCUUAGUAAACAUAGUAACAUAAUAAAUGAAGAAAGCUAGUAUUUUUAUAAAGCAGUAUCAUUUAUAGCUUACCGGUCAUGUAAUGUCCAGCAGGAACUACAGAGCCCGAUGGAGAGCUGUGUGCAUACCUACAGCCAUGGAGGCUGUUUUCCUUAACUGUCAGAAUUUGCUAACUACAAGUAUGACACAUAGUCCAAAGAAUGCAGUAACCUCCUUAUCAUGGUAAUUAAUUGUUCCUCCCCUUUGAAGACCAAUUGUGUUGACUAUUUGAACCAUAAUUCAAGUAGAGUAUUCCAGAAGAGACCAUUUGGGCUCCGUGUGAACACCGGUGGGCCCCAGCCCCAUCUGACUUUGCAUUCUUACCUGCCCCUUUCAUAGCAGGCUGAUGCACCCAGAGGAUUGUUUUGUUUGCAGAAUUACCUGGCCAGGGCCCUUUGAACUGUAGUUUCCCAAUGGAGUACUACAUAUUAUUUAUGUAAAGAUGAGCGCCUUUGUUUUUGUUUUGUUUUGUUUUUUAACAAUGCCCUUUCAGAAAUUUCUAACCACUUUGUAACUGCAUGACAACCUGGUGAUAACAGUUAUUAAACAUCCACCUUUUCCAGA